Messenger RNA from Silurus meridionalis, 2613 nucleotides. It is a transcript of the gene fzd9a, whose product is annotated as frizzled class receptor 9a. Gene Ontology annotation, molecular function: Wnt-protein binding; Wnt receptor activity. The coding region runs from base 423 to 2189 and encodes 588 amino acids. The record is from RefSeq and is a predicted model, not a curated record. NCBI's taxonomy places the organism in Eukaryota, Metazoa, Chordata, Actinopteri, Siluriformes, Siluridae. Gene Ontology annotation, cellular component: plasma membrane. The transcript has a single exon. Gene Ontology annotation, biological process: non-canonical Wnt signaling pathway; canonical Wnt signaling pathway.
GGAAAAAAAGCCAAAGAUCAGUCAGAGAGAGGAAGAGAUAAAGAGAGGGAGCUCUCUGCUGAGAGAACACUGCUGUGUGGUUUAUCUAGGCUGCGACGGGCACAAGAUGAGACGAACACGAGACGGGCACACAUUUAUGGUCUGGAACGGAAACAAGCGUGACACGAGGGGAGAAACAAAAUCUUGAAGCACACGUGCACUUUGCUUUCAGUCUGAGAUUCUUGUUCGGAGAACUGCUUUUGGAGUGAAGAGGGUGAAGUGUUUCACCGCGGAAUGUUAUUAAUACCACGAACAGUACAAGCAUACUUUGCAUUCAAAUUUAUUUUCUAACAUGCCUGGAUUCAAAACAGAUACCCUUUGCUGUUCACUGUUCAUGACAUGGAGAACUUUCUGAAGGCUCUGAACGAGUUCGUCUGCUAAGGAUGCAUUGUGGGACUUUUACACUCCGUGCCAUCGCCAUGGCAUGUCAAGUGGCUGUUUCAAUGGUGCUCCUGUGCCAACUGGUGGUUGCCGGGUUCUCGCUGGAGAUCGGAGGUUACGAGGGUGAUUGGGGCAGACCAGCAAAGUGCCAGCUGAUCACCAUUCCUAUGUGCCAAGGAAUUGGCUACAACAUGACACGGAUGCCCAACAUCAUGAAAUAUCAUAGUCAAGAGGAGGCAAGUAUAAAACUCAGCGAAUUUGCUCCUCUAGUGGAAUAUGGCUGUGAUGUACAUCUCCGCUUCUUUUUGUGUUCUCUGUACGUGCCGAUGUGUACAGACAAAGUGUCCAACACUAUCCCGGCAUGCCGACCUAUGUGCGAGCAGGCGAGACAGAAGUGCUCUCCUAUUAUGGAGAAAUUCAAUUUCAAGUGGCCGGAUUCAUUGGACUGUUCGAAGUUGCCAACCAAUAACGACCCGAAUUCCCUGUGCAUUGAGGCUCCAGAGAAUGAUACGGUGCCUGAGACUAGGAAAGGGGAGGGAAUGCUGCCUGUGCCCGCCAGACCCAAGCAGGCCAGCAGCAGCCCUGGACAAUCAUCUGGGUCUUGUGAAAACCAGGGGAAGUUCCAAUAUGUGGAGAGGAGCAAGUCGUGUGCGCCGCGAUGCACCCCAACUGUUGACGUGUUCUGGUCGAGGCAAGACAAGGACUUUGCUUUCAUCUGGAUGGUUGUAUGGUCUACACUUUGCUUUAUCUCAACUGCCUUCACGGUCCUCACCUUCCUCCUGGACCCACAGCGCUUCCAGUACCCCGAGAGGCCUAUUAUCUUCCUCUCUAUGUGCUACAACAUCUACUCUGUGGCAUUCAUUAUCCGCUCUGUGGCAGGAGCCGAGAACAUUGCCUGCAACAGGGAAAACGGACAACUUUACAUCAUACAAGAGGGCUUAGAGAGCACAGGGUGUACCAUAGUCUUCCUCAUUCUGUAUUACUUUGGCAUGGCUAGCUCCAUCUGGUGGGUCAUUCUCACACUCACCUGGUUCCUUGCAGCCGGCCGGAAAUGGGGACAUGAAGCGAUUGAGGCACAUAGCAGCUAUUUCCACAUGAUCGCCUGGGGCAUCCCGGCUUUGAAAACCAUAAUCAUCCUCACCAUGUGCAAAGUGGCAGGUGACGAGUUGACCGGACUGUGCUACGUCGGCAGCAUGGACACCAGCGCUUUAACCGGGUUUGUCCUGAUCCCCCUCUCAUGCUACCUAAUCAUUGGCACCUCGUUCCUCCUGACUGGAUUUGUCGCUCUUUUCCACAUCCGUAAGAUCAUGAAAACCGAGGGUACCAACACCGAAAAGCUGGAAAAGCUCAUGUUUAAGAUUGGGAUCUUCUCUGUACUUUACACUGUCCCAGCCACUUGCGUGAUUAUCUGCUACUUUUACGAGAGACUCAACAUGGACUACUGGAAGUCUCGCUCCCUGGAGAGCAAGUGCGUCUCGUUUCCCGGACGAAGGAUCGAGGACUGUUCCCUGGAGUCUUCAGUGCCCACUGUAGCCGUGUUCAUGCUGAAGAUAUUCAUGUCUUUAGUGGUAGGCAUUACCAGCGGGGUCUGGGUGUGGAGCUCAAAGACUCUCCAGACUUGGCAAGCCUUGUGCACCAGGAGGUUGUCGAUGAGGACGACGCACAAGCCGUGUCCUAGCAUCAACUGCAGCUCCCACUGCCAUUACAAAGCCACUUCAUUCCAUGCAAACAAAACUGACUCAUGCACAGACAGUCCUACAAGGGUUUGACAAAACUUUUUGGCACUUUGAACAAUUACAGACAAUUUUAAAAGCCUGCACUCGGCAACGAAAGCAUUCUAAAGCUUCAGCCGGCAAGUUUUUUUUUGGUGCAAACUGAGAUGUAAAUACAGACAUGUUCAAGGCAGAAAUGUUUAUUUAUUACCGCUAUUUAAGUUGUCAGCUUGCCACUAAAUGCACUAUACUGUACAUAUAAUUGCAGGUGCUCUAAAUAAUAGAGUGUAAGGAUGAAUUGUAUGUAUAGAAAAAUAUUUUUGGGAUAAAAGAACAAUAAAAAUCAUAUAUAUAUUUUGCCAAUGACUUCAUUUAAUUACACUAUCCGAUCCUUGUUUUAAAAAAAAAACGUUGCGGGAGUAUUUGUAAACAUUUUCCAAAUUAUGCUGGUUUUCCAGGAACAGAUUGGAAGCGAGCUCUA